Messenger RNA from Metopolophium dirhodum (rose-grain aphid), 4847 nucleotides. Its product is annotated as serine/arginine repetitive matrix protein 1-like. The record is from RefSeq and is a predicted model, not a curated record. Gene Ontology annotation, cellular component: cytoplasm; actin filament. Gene Ontology annotation, molecular function: actin binding; microtubule binding. Bases 387 to 2057 code for a protein of 556 amino acids. Gene Ontology annotation, biological process: actin filament polymerization. NCBI's taxonomy places the organism in Eukaryota, Metazoa, Arthropoda, Insecta, Hemiptera, Aphididae. The transcript is spliced from 11 exons.
UCAGAAUAAUGUUACAUUUUUGUUCGUUCGUUUUAUCGUAGUAUUUAUAUUUGCAUUAUGGUGAUCGAUUUUGGAUGGUGUCCGAUCAGUUGUUUUAAUUGUUUCGAAAAUGAAAUUGAUACAUCGGUAUCGGAUCGCGUUCCAAUUACUACCCUAUAUACUUCCAUGAUUAUUAUUUAUUGUAAUAAUAAUUUUAAAACAUAAACAAUGUUCAAUUGUACCAUUUAUUCAUUUUAUUCGGUUGUUUGUUAAUACUGUUCAAAAAUGUGUACCUAUUUCUACGAUUGCUUAAUGCUAAUCACUUGUCGCGCAUAGAAAUUGUAUAAUGUGAUUAUUGUGUGCGAUUUAUGUGAAUUUGAUUUGUGAUCGAUACAAAAUAUUGGAGGAUGCCUAAACGAGGAAAAGAACCAAGACCAUCAAGUCGUCAUUCUGGUGGUCGUUUUUCACCACCACCACAACCACCACGACAACCUAGAAAUGAUUAUCAAAUUGCAGGAUCUUCACGUUCAACGUGUGAUUCUAGUUCUGGAAGAAGAUCACCUCAUAUCAAAGAUAAUAUCAAAAAAUCUAAUGGAAUUGUACAUCCUGGAAAUACUCCCAGAAUACUUAUGAGAGUAGUUAAUAGUCCAAUCAUAUUAACUGAUGAUGAUGAUGAUGAUGACAAUGUAUAUAAGAAUUUAGAUACUUCUGUGAAUAUAUUUCGAGAAAAUGGAAAUAAAUUGAAACCUGACACAGGCGAAGGUGCAAGUAUUGUGAAACAUUUCGUACCUUCUGCUGAUAGGUACCACAUGUCUCAAAGUGCUCCUGAAAAACCUGUGUUUAGAGGACCAGAAACUGAUGUAUUGCAUGAUCUUGGAAAUGACAAAUUAAAAAUCAUUAGAGUUCAAAUGAUACGAGCUGACAUUCAGCAAAAUGAUUCGUUUCGUAAAGCUUAUGUAGUUGAAGAUUCAGUAGCUGGUAAUAGAUCAAAAGAUAAAAACCAUCAAAAUUUUGAAGAACGGCAAGUUCAUUUUAAUCAAAAUAACCAACAAAUACAUUAUGAUAACGAUAAGAAUUAUGGAAUGGCUCAUCCUAUGAGCCCAUCUAGGUUAAUGUCUCGUGAUCAAAGCUUAUCUCCACGGGUUAAUAUGGUCCGUCCUCCGUCUCCUCCUUUGCCUUAUUCUCCUGAACGGGAUCAUUUCAAUUCCGACAACAAUAUGUUACGCAGAGAUAGACCAAAGCGCUCUCCAGAAAGAAAUGUUCAUGAUCGCCCACCAAGGCCUGAACAUUUUUUGGAACAACUUAAGAUGGACAACUUUUCUUCUGGUCCUCCUCCAGAACCUAGAUCACCUGAAAUGCAACGUUUUAGACCAGGUGAUCAUAAUAGACAUCGUGUGAAGGAUGACCCGAUUCAUUAUGAAGAACGUCCCAGACAUAGUGGAUCUCCUGUAUAUUUUGAGAAUCAUUACCAGUACAACAGAAGUAUGUCACCCAAUAACCGACAAUUUUCUCCUAAUCACGAACAACAAUUGCCAAUAACCCCACCAUCAUUACGUGAACUUUCUUCACCUUUGAGAGAUCGUCCACCACACCCUAAUGAACGACCUCGAAGAAGACGCACACCACCUCCUAGACGGGAUCGUUCAAGAGAGAGACGCCGUCGCAUUUCGCCUAGAAGAAGGACACCACCACCACCAGUCCGUUCACCUAUAAAGCGUAGAGAGAAUGGUAAAAAACGAGGACCUAAUAAAAAUCAGGAAGCACGAAAACGAGAAGCCAAAGAAAGAAAAAGACGAUCUCAAUCCAAGCCAAAAUCUGCACCACAACAAGAACAACAGCAACAACAAAAUCCAUUCCAGCAACCUCAACCACAGCCUAUGUAUCCACCACCGCCACCACCUGGAGUAGUUCGAAUGCCACCGAGACCUUUCCCACCAGGACCCAUGAUGAUUCCACUGCGACCUCCUCCCUUCCCACCACCAAUGGGAGCAUGGAGGCCACCUCGUCCAAUGCCAGCACCACCUUCAGGUUGGCCAUAUCCACAUAUAAUACGAUCGGUCAUGGAGGGUGCUGAGUGACGGAUGAUACGUGGUGUAGAUGAAUCGAGUUUGUCGAGGAACGGUUCCACGGAAUCUAUAUACUCGCAAUCUGGUAUCAUCUUGCCCUUGAACUUGACGCAGGCGUCAGCGCACAGUGGCCCUCGAAGUAGGCGUCCAACAUCUUCUUACACUGCGCGCAGUUCCGUAUGCACAUGCCCACGUCCGCCAACGCGUGACCGACGACCUCGACCAGUACCAGCACCGCGGUAGCCAGUAGGACGAUUUUCUUGAAGGGGUGUUCAUGGUUUAAGUUUUAUGUAAAUCGUGUCAAUGACUUAAGUAUAUUAUCAUCGUACACGCUGAAUGGCACUCUGUAACCAGUGCAUUUAUCAUAUAAUAUACAGUAUAUACUUACUUUUGUGGUGGCUGUAGUAGACUCUUUAGACGAUCAGAUGACACUAUCCCACACUGACCAAAACGGCAACGGUCCCGUUGGUUUUAUGUACCGAUAAUAAUUAAUCAAGUUUGUCGUAUUUUCGAUGACUGCGUAUGUUUUAUUACUAUACUAUUGUAAAUUGUAAUAUGCGAGUUAUAUUGGCGCUGCGGGCGCAAACUACUCGCCGUCGUGCCCGGGUUUGUGGUUAUAUAAAUAUAAUUGGAUAUUCAUCGUCGUUCAACAGGCGAGCAGAGAUGCAAAGUGUAUAUACGAAACAAUGGUAAAUUUUAUCGAAAAACAAUAAUGCAGAAAACAAAUUUGGUUAGGUAUAGACUAUAAUCUACCGUGGGUAUAACGAUAAUCAUAUUAUUAUAAACUUAUAAAACGUGUUAUAAUACACUUAGGUACCGUAUUAAAAUCGUCGCUGUAAUUCAUUGAUCAUAUUAUUUAAUGAAAAUGAAACGACGAAAUGUAUAUGUGACAGUCCAUUGUAGCAUUAUAGUUGUAACUAAGAGAAAAAUAUUUUGAUAGUUUAUUAUGCUGGGAUAUUAAUUUAUUAUAGACGUACUUAUAGUAAGUUAUGAGGAGGGCAGAUUUAAUUUAUGGGUGAAAAUUAGGAAUUUGCGUAACGUUCGAGUUGACGCCGGGCUAUGUUUUGGGUAUGGGCCAUGGGGAAACUGUGAAGGCGUGGAAGAAAUUGCACUGCCAUUCACUUAUUUCCUACAGUUAAUAUUACAUUUUUAUUUUUUUUUAAUUUGUUAGCAUAAUUUAUAAUGUCAUUAUUAUUACUUAUUAGCAUUAUCAUAUCAUUCAAUAAAAUAUAAUAUUAUAAUAUUAUAUAAUUUAUAAUUUCAUUUUAUGUAAAAGCUAAGGUAAUUCAGAAAAAGUUGCCUAUUUAGAGACAUCAAUUUUUAUUUUGGAUCAAAUGCAGCCAUUAGAAUAUUUUUUUAUAAUUUAAAUUAUAUUUUAGAUUCUGAGCGGAACGAUGAAACUAUAGUGGUUACUGGUUUUACAAUGGUAUUUAUUUUUUAUCCUGUAUGCAAUAUUUCUACCUGAAGGAGUGCUUCGAUUUCAACAUAUAGUAGCAUACAAGGUAUAUCUUAAUUCGUGAUCUACAUAUAUAUCUAUGAUACUCUGUAUAAUGUAUACACUAUACAUACAUCGUGAACACGAAUACAGAAUACAAAUAUACAUACCUAAACAGAAUACCUAGGUACGGAACGAAACCUAUCAGUUGAAGACAACUUAAACAUUUUAAGUUAAAAUUAGACUCAUAUCGAUGAAUAAUCUACGAUGGAUAGUUGUUGUACUAUUCAUGAAUAAGGAUGGAUAAUUACACAUAUUUUAUUAGAAUCGCGGAAAAAAAUCCCACGGAAAAAGAUUUAAACACAAAUAUAUGAACACCUACAAACUAUGAUUGCAACAUUGUACUUAACUCGUUGAAAUAUAUAGAUUUCCGAUAAAAAAUUUCUAAAAAUCAUUUUGGAGUUAAACUAAAUCUAUGUAGAUUUGUGGAAUAAUCUGCGUAUGUAAAAUAUGAAUCGUGGAAAAAACCCCAGAAAAAAAAAACGUAAAAAAGUCCAAAAAAAAUAACACCAAGGAAAAAAAGCAUAGAAAUAUAAAUAUGAACACAAUAUUAUUAUUUAUACGUCAUGAAUCAUGAUAUAUUGUGCUAUAAGUUAUAAGUCAAAAAACAUCAGUCUAAGUAUAUACAUACUAAAAUGUAUACAAAAAUUACACAGCUAUAUAAAUAAUAAUAUAAUAGGUUAAUGCUAAACAGGUGCUAAUAUAAUAUAUUUAGGUGGCUUGGCGUGGCGCGUUGGCUGCUACAAGUCGCGAAAUGCGACUGGGAGUAAGUAACGGCCACAGCUACUAGCUCCCGGAUGGGUGACCACCCGGGUUCAUAGUAGUUAAAAAAACCUUGCCACACAUGCACGUGUUUGAUACAUACCGUAACAAUCGUUAAAACAACCUACCGUACCAACCCCUAGUCCCUGCCACAGUUCAUAAUCCCUACAACAGCUAAUAGCCUUAGUCGUCGGGCUUAUGUUCAAUAAAAAAAAAAAUUAUAUUUAGAUAACAGAUAAUAUUUCAGUAUGUAUACACCUAAGCAAUGUCGUGGCAAACUAAAAACUUUCCAGAAGUUACAAAUAUUCCAAGUGUUAAUGCAUAAUAAUGUAUUAAUAUAAUAUAACUAAUUAUAUUUCAGAUCGUUAUUAACUACCUAUUGAGUAUAUCAUAUUACAUUUACUCGGGAGGAUACCGGCUACCGCACCCAUCCCUCUAUUUAAGAAAAGUCUCAGAGGCAAUUACCUCUGAAAAUACCGUCCACCACGCCACUGUACCUAAGACUUAUGUUUUUUUCACUUUUAACUUAUAGUAGUAUGUAUAUA